Messenger RNA from Daucus carota subsp. sativus, 1253 nucleotides. Its product is annotated as senescence-specific cysteine protease SAG39-like. Gene Ontology annotation, cellular component: lysosome. Bases 57 to 1088 code for a protein of 343 amino acids. The transcript is spliced from 2 exons. The record is from RefSeq and is a predicted model, not a curated record. Gene Ontology annotation, molecular function: cysteine-type endopeptidase activity. Lineage: Eukaryota; Viridiplantae; Streptophyta; Magnoliopsida; Apiales; Apiaceae.
AGUAACUGCAUAAGCUCCUAGAAAACCAAAAGAUUUACCUUUCUCAUAAACAAAAAAUGGUUUUUCUAAGCAAGCACCAAUUCAUAGUUAUGCUUAUGAUCUUCAUAGUCGGAGCCUUGGCAUCUCUAGCUGCAGCUCGUUCUUUGGCUGAGGUCGAGGUGUCAACGAUUAUGACUCAUGAGCAAUGGAUGUCACGCUAUGGCCGUGUGUACAAAGAUGCUGACGAGAAGACAAUGCGUUCUAACAUUUUCAGUAAGAACCUGGAAUAUAUAGAGUCAUUUAACAAGGCAAAUACCAAGCCAUACAAGCUGGGGGUCAAUGAAUUUGCAGACCUUACAAAUGAAGAAUUCACGACCAUGAGGAACAGAUACAAAGGCCAUGUUUGCGCCACGGAUACAAGUUUGUUUAGAUAUGCAAAUUUUAGUGCAGUACCAUCUACCAUGGACUGGAGAAAGAAAGGGGCAGUUACACCGAUCAAGGACCAAGGCCAAUGUGGGUGCUGCUGGGCAUUUUCGGCAGUGGCAGCUAUGGAAGGAAUUACUCAGCUUAAAACUGGCAAGUUGAUCUCUUUAUCUGAGCAAGAACUCGUUGACUGUGAUACUAGUGGUGAAGAUCAAGGCUGUGCGGGAGGUCUGAUGGACAAUGCAUUUGAGUUCAUCCAACAAAAUCACGGCCUCUCAACUGAAACAAACUACCCUUACAGUGGGACUGAUGGAACUUGCAACGCCAACAAAGAAGCAAACCAUGCAGCCAAGAUAACUGGGCACGAGGAUGUGCCUGCAAAUAGUGAGAGUGCGCUGCUAAAAGCUGUUGCUAAUCAACCAAUCUCUGUUGCCAUUGAUGCUAGUGGUUCCGACUUCCAGUUCUACUCUAGUGGUGUCUUUACAGGUCAGUGUGGAACUGAGUUAGAUCAUGGAGUGACUGCUGUAGGCUAUGGCACAGCUGCUGAUGGAACCAAGUAUUGGCUCGUGAAGAACUCAUGGGGCACAAGCUGGGGUGAAGAAGGUUACAUAAGGAUGCAAAGAGGCAUUAAGGCCAAAGAAGGCCUAUGUGGCAUAGCAAUGGAGGCUUCAUAUCCAACUGCUUAAAAGUUUGAGACAUGAAAGAACAACUGAUUAUGUAUAUAUGUACUGUGUAUGGACUAAAAACAUCUCGCACUGAGCAAGAACUUGUAUAUUGUAAAGAACUUGGUUAUAUGAUAUCUGUACUAUGCUUAUACUGAAGUUGAAGGUAACCAUCCUUUUUUCUUGUCA